UGUUUCCAUUUUCUCUGCGAGAUAAAGCGAAGAACUGGUUAAACUCCAUGCCUGCAGAUUCAGUUAUCAGUUGGGAAGAUUUAGCUCAGAAAUUCCUUGCUAAGUUUUUUCCACCAGCCAAGACAGCAAAAAAGCGCAUUGAGAUAGCUAACUUCGCCCAACUUGAGAGUGAACCAUUGUAUGAGGCAUGGGAGAGAUACAAGGAUUUGCUCAGGCGAUGCCCCCACCAUGGACUACCGAAGUGGAUGCAGGUGCAGAAUUUUUACAAUGGAUUGAAUGCCUCCACAAGAACACUAAUUGAUGCAGCUUCAGGAGGAGCUUUUAUGAGUAAGUCACAGGAUGAUGCUUACAACUUAUUAGAAGAAAUGGCUAUGAACAAUUACCAAUGGCCAAAUGAAAGAAGCAUACAGAAGAAGACUGUUGGGGUGCAUGAAAUUGAUGCAAUCACGGCAUUAACAGCUCAAGUCCAUUCACUAACUCAGCAACUGAAAACCACUCAACUGUCAGCAAAUGCCAUCCAUACAACGUGUGAUUUUUGCCAUGGAAAUCACACAAGUGAAGAGUGUCAGGUUGGGAACCCAUUCUCUCAAGCAGAGCAUGCUCAUUUUGUGUCAAACUACAGCCGGCAGAACAACCCCUACAGUGCAACAUAUAAUCCCGGUUGGAGAAAUCAUCCUAAUUUCUCUUGGAACAAUCAAACUAUCAUGAAGAAUCCAGCCAUGCCAUCUUCAAGUGAGCACAUGAAAGAGAAAUCAAAACUUGAAGAAGCUAUGACACAAUUAGCAAACAACACCAUCAGAUUCAUGACUGAAACAAAUACUAAUCUGCAGAACCAAGCAGCUUCUAUUCGAAAUUUGGAGGUUCAAGUUGGUCAGUUAGCCAACAUGCUCACGGGUAGACAACAAGGAAAUCUACCAAGCACAACUGAAAUUAAUCCUAAGGAGCAAUGCAAGGCCAUAACUUUAAGAAGUGGAAAAGAAGUGGAGCAGACCGCUGGAAACAAGAGUGCAGGAAGAGAAGAGGAGGAGCAAGUGGCCAAACCACUUCAGAAUAUGAAAAAAUCUGAUCCUCUGCCAGAACCAACGCAAGAAAUAAUGCAGAGAAUUCCAUUUCCACAACGUCUCAAGAAGAAUAAACUUGAUAAGCAAUUUUCUAAAUUUCUUGAUGUGUUUAAAAAAUUGCAGAUUAACAUUCCUUUUGCAGAUGGUCUUGAACAAAUGCCAAGCUAUGUGCAAUUUUUGAAGGACAUCCUCUCAAACAAAAGAAAGCUAGAGGAAUAUGAGACUGUUGCUCUUACUGAGGAAUGCAGUGCCAUUUUGCAGAAGAAACUGCCUCCUAAACUUAAGGAUCCAGGGAGUUUUACUAUACCAUGUUCCAUUGGAAAUUCUAUAUUUGAAAAAGCUUUAUGUGAUUUAGGUGCAAGUAUUAAUCUCAUGCCUUUAUCUAUUUUUAAGAAGCUUGGUUUAGGUGAAGCAAGGCCAACCACAGUAACACUGCAGCUAGCUGACAGGUCAUUGAAGCAUCCAAGGGGCAUAAUUGAAGACGUACUGGUGAAAGUGGGCAAGUUCAUCUUUCCAGCAGACUUCAUCAUACUGGAUAUGGAGGAGGAUAAUGAGAUUCCUAUCUUGCUUGGCUGGCCAUUCUUGGCCACUGGAGGUGCGUUAAUUGAUGUGAAGAAAGGGGAGCUGCGGUUAAGGGUGAAUGAAGAGGAGGUGAUUUUCAAUUUGUUCAAAGCCAUCAAACAGCCAGAUAUGGGGGAGAGUUGCUUCAGCAUUCAAGUGGUGGACUCUUUAAUUAAUGACAAAGUCAAGCUUCCAACUGACCCGUUGGAAGCAUGUUUGGUAAAUAAUGUACUGGAAGAGGAUGCUGAAAUAGCAGAAUAUACAUGUUGGAUGGACUCUUUUGAACCUAACCGCAGAAGAUACUUUGAAGAUUUGGGACAACCAGCACCAAAAAUAAAAUCAACCAGUGAACAAGCACCGGUUCUGGAAUUGCAACCUCUGCCAGAACACCUUCGGUAUGCAUAUCUUUGAGAAGC
This is a messenger RNA of Populus trichocarpa (black cottonwood), 2038 nucleotides long. RefSeq lists its product as uncharacterized. The record is from RefSeq and is a predicted model, not a curated record. The transcript has a single exon. Bases 48 to 2033 code for a protein of 661 amino acids. NCBI's taxonomy places the organism in Eukaryota, Viridiplantae, Streptophyta, Magnoliopsida, Malpighiales, Salicaceae.